Endocarpon pusillum Z07020 is the source of this 1038-nucleotide messenger RNA. RefSeq lists its product as uncharacterized. The transcript has a single exon. The record is from RefSeq and is a predicted model, not a curated record. The coding region runs from base 1 to 1038 and encodes 345 amino acids. Lineage: Eukaryota; Fungi; Ascomycota; Eurotiomycetes; Verrucariales; Verrucariaceae.
AUGGUCAAGAUUGCCAAACCCUUCGUCACUAAUGCCGAUGACUCUCCUGCCUAUUGGCAAAUCGGAAACCUCUGGCAGGUCAUGGCAACUGGGGUUCAGACUGAUAAUGCAUUUACGCUUCUAGAUCAAAUUGUUCAUGAUGGCGGAGGAGGAGGUCCGGUGACUCAUACUCAUUCGCAAGACGAGGGUCUCUAUGUUAUCUCAGGCAGAUGUACUUUCAACGCUGGAGGUCAUCAAGGCCUUCCAGGAUCUCCCGGCACGUUCGUUUCCAUUCCCGGCAAUACUGAGCACUCCUUCACGGUAGACGAGCCAGACACCCAUGUACUCAAUUUCUACCUACCUGCUGGAUUUGAACAGCUUCUCAUCGCAAUCUCGCAUCCCGCGAAAGAGCGUAAGCCGCCGCCUCCUGAGCUUAUUGAGGAAAUGAUGCCUUCACCGUGGCUAGCGGAGAAGCUGGCGGCAGACUACGGACAAAUCUCCGUGCUAGGCAAUCCAUUUGUUGACAGACCAGAUCCAGCGAAGAUGCUCACUAAGCCGACGCCAAGUGCGAAGCUGUUCCCAUUCACUGCAAAUGCUAGCAAUCUUGAGAAGAUCACGGCCAUGGGAGGUCACUGGACAAUACUAGCGGAUGGAAAGCAGACUGGAGGCUGCUAUUGUCUCUUGGAGGUCAAAUUUCGCACAGGCAUAGUCAUCGCUCCCCGUAUUUACAAGGAAAAAGAUGAGAUGAUCUACGUGUUGAACGGGAACAUGUCAUUUCUGCUGGGUGAUCGGGUCGUCAAAGCUGGUACAGGCUCCCUGGUAUAUAUCCCUUCUGGUACGGUUUAUAGUGCUCGGGUCGAUUCCGAGGAAGCACAUUGUCUCAAUCUUCACACAAGGAGUGGCUUUGAAGAACUGGUCCAGUUUGUUGGCCGUCCGGACGUGAAAGGACCUUCGACACUCCCAGAAGAUUCUCAACAGAAGAGCUCUGAUGCAGCAGUUCGUGCCCGUCUACUUGACACGAUCGGGUUGCAAGAGCUUCUCGUUCCUGAUGUUCUCUAG